AUGAAAAAUGACAAUUCAGAAGUUUUCGUGGAUGGAAAUGGGACCGUACGAAGUAUCUAUGACUACUCUAGCAGUGAGAAAAAAUGGAUAAUGUGGGCCGUGGCAGCUGGUACCAUUAUAGGUACCAUUCCAAUCAACUUGUUGUAUGUCAAAUAUGGAGCAAGGUACCCAUUUCUUGUCGCUGGAGUAGUCUCAUCUUUAGCUACCGCAUUUGUGCCAUUGGCGGCUAGAGUCAACUUCUUUAUUUUGAUUUUGUUGAGGUUUUUGCAAGGUCUCGCUUACUCGGCCGACUUUGCGGCGAUUGGUCUCAUGACUGUCCGAUGGGCGCCUCUUUCGGAAACUGCUACUUUUGUAGCCAUUCUUACUGCAUUCACUGGAAUAUCUUCAGUAGUCACCAAUUCACUGACCGGAUUGAUUUGUGAGAGCUCACUUGGAUGGAAGUUUGCAUUUUAUUUCCACGCAAUCGCUGGAUUCAUUCUUUUCGUUAUCUGGACUUUUGUGUACAUUGACCAUCCAGAAGACACGGAAAGAGUAUCUCAGAAGGAACUCGGACAUAUUCAGAAAAACAAAUCGGAGGCUCAUUUGGAUAGAAAUACCAGUGUUCCUUAUAAGAUGUCUGCUGUCAUUAUGUUUUCUUCCUACAUGCCCAUUUAUUUCCAUGAAGUUUUGAAGUUUGGAAUCACUGAAACUGGAUUUUAUGUUGCCCUCGUACUAUUCUCGUACAUGCCAAUCAGAUUCGUUGCUGCGGUAUUCAGUGAUAAGUUCAGGUUUAUUAGUGAAAAACUCAAAAUUAUGAUUUUCAACACGUUCGCAGUUGGUGGUUCAGGAUUUUUCUUUGCGUGUAUCGGUUUCAUUCCGGCCGAGCACAACAUGUUGUCACUCUCAUUUUUUAUCUUGACAAUGUGCUGUAUUGGAGUUAAUUCUGGUGGAUUUUACAAAUGUGGAGUGUUGCAUGCACGUCAAUUCGCACAUGUUGUUAUUGCUGCUAUCCAAUGGAUGAAAUGUCUUGCUUUAUUUUCUGCACCAGCUCUAGUUGCAAUCUUUGUAUCAGAUGAGUCAAACAGACUUCAAUGGAUGUGGGUGCAUUUGGUACUCGGCGGUCUCAUGAUUAUUACAAAUUUCGUGUCAUAUUUCAUUUUCACGGAUGAACCAGCAGAGUGGACAAAUAGUGAAGUGACAGAGAGAUUUGAGAAAUCAUAA
Molecule: messenger RNA, 1200 nt
Organism: Caenorhabditis remanei
Lineage: Eukaryota; Metazoa; Nematoda; Chromadorea; Rhabditida; Rhabditidae
Exons: 9
Coding region: 1-1200 (399 amino acids)
Biological process (GO): transmembrane transport
Molecular function (GO): transmembrane transporter activity
Source: RefSeq, a predicted model, not a curated record